UUUUAAAUGUAUUCCUCGAUGUCCCUCCCUUGUUAUCCGCAGUGACUCCACAAAGGGACAGGGCUCAGCCAUGGUGGAUCCCGUGCCUGAAGAGGAGAAGCUGGGAGCCGAGCCCGGAGGGUCAGGAGGGGACGAAGCCGCUGCGUCGGUGCCCCCUGACUCCCAGGGCGCCCAGCAGCCCACGGCGUCUUCGGCCUCGGCCUCCGCCGUGGCGCCCCGCAAGGCUGAAGUCCCGCCCGCGGCAGAAGGCGGGCAGAGGGAGCAGUCCCCGCUGCUGCACCUCGACCUCUUCAACUUCGACUGUCCGGAGGCCGAGGGCAGCCGGUACGUGCUGACCAGCCCCCGCUCGCUAGAGGCCUGCGCCCGCUGCGCCGUUAAGCCUGUGGAGCUGCUGCCCCGGGCCCUGGCGGACUUGGUGCGCGAGGCUCCCGGCCGCUCGAUGCGAGUGGCCACUGGGCUGUAUGAGGCUUACGAGGCGGAGCGGCGCGCCAAGCUGCAGCAGUGCCGGGCCGAGCGCGAGCGCAUUGUGCGCGAGGAGAAGCGGCGCCUCUUCACGCCGUUGGGCCCCGCGGCCGCCACGGCCUCGGCCCCCAGCGCGGGCAGCAGCAGCAGCUGCAGCAGCGCCAGCCUCCCGGCCUCGCCUGCCCCGCGCGCCGCUCGCAAGGCCUCCUCCAGCCCGUCCCCGGCCCGGACCCAACCCCCGCCCGCGGGGUCGCGGGCAGGUAGGAAGAGCCACUCACUGGACUCCCUGUCCCGCCGGCGGGAGGGCGCCCUCAGCUCCGAGUCCGGAGCGUCGUCGUCGUCCUACAGCGGAGAGAGCCUACGGGAACUGCACUGGCCGCCGCGGGCCUCGGCCAGGAACAGCUGCGCGGCGGGGUCGGCGGCCUCGGCUCCCAACCCCCUGGGCCGCCCAUCCGCCCUGGCCCUGGUUCCGCUCACCGGCCGCAGCUUCAGCCUCGGCGACCUGAGCCACUCGCCCCAGACAGCUCAGCACGUGGAGCGCAUCGUGCGCCAAGUGCGCGCCGAGCGGGGUCUACGCGGGGUGCCUGAGCGCGACCGGAAGAUCGCGGCGCUGAUGUUGGCGCGGCACCAGGAGGAGCGCCUGCUGCUGGAGCAGCGCGCCACGGCCCACGGCCAGUGGGAGCAGCAGCGCGUCCGCGCCGAGCAGCGGCGGGAGCGCGAGGAGCGCGAGAAGCAACGCGCCCUGGAGCAGGGCCGCCGGGCCUGGGCCGCGCAGGUGGAGGAGCGGCGCGGCCGCCGGGGUCGCGAGGAACGCGAGGAGGCGCGGCGCCGGCAGCGACAGUGCGAGCGCAGCGAGGAGCGGCGGCGGGAGCUGGCCGAGCGCCAGGGACUGCUGCGGCGGGAGCGGGCGGAGCGCACGGCCCGGGAGGAUCGGCAGCGCAAGCUGCAGCAGGAACAGAACCUGAAGCAGCGGGAGGAGGGUCUGCAGGAGGUGCGCGAGCGGGCCGAGCAGGUCCGCAGGGAGCGCGCUAAGCGUGCGGCCCAGGUCAAGCAGCAGCAGGAGGGCCAGUUGCAGCGGGAGAAACGGGAGCUUAGCCGGGCGGAGCGGGCGCGCCACGAGGCGUUGUUGAAAGGUCGGGCCCGGCAGGAACGCCAGGAGCGCGAGGGCCUGCGGAGUUCCCUGGAGGCCAGCUUGGGCCGCGCGCAGGAGAAUUACGAGCAGUUGGUGGAGCAGCGCACCCGGGAGCUGCGCGAGCGGGCCCGGCGGGAGGAGCUGCAGGGCCGGCGGGCCAAAGAGGCUGCUGAGCGCAAGGAGCGCGAGCAUCAGGCGCACCUGGAGGCGCUGGCCCGGGCAGGCGAGCGGCGGCUUCAGCACGCGGCGCAGGCGGCCGAGGAGGCGGUGCAGCAGAAGGCGCGGCGCGUGGGCCAGAGCCGGAUGGAGAAGGAGCGGGCCCAGCGCGCCAACAAGGAGAAGGUGGAGAGGGACGAAGACUGCCGCCGGCGGGAGCUGCUCCAAGCCAUCGGACGCAAGCUGGAGCGCAGCGAGCAGCUGUCUCGGGAGCGGCGCAGCGCGCUGGAGAGCGCUCGCUCCACAGCCCGCGCCUCCUUCCACGUGCGCGAGAAGGUGCGCCAGGAGACCAACACGCGCUCCUUCGAUCGCAUGGUGCGCGAGGCCCAGCUGCACGCCAGCCUGGACCGUAAAUGACCGCCGCAGUGCGCAGGCCAGACUGCCACGCUCAGCCCCGCGGCACCCCAUUUUUUCCGGACCGCGGGAAUCGCCAGUCGGGGCACAGCACCGUGGCGUCGCCAGGCUUCUGACCAAUGAGGCGAUGAGAGGACUGAUGUAUGAGACCCGUCAGUCCGCCGCCUUUGUUUUUAAAAAUCGGCUUUGUUUGGAAAUGACAUAGCACAAUCUUCCACCACAUCCCACCUUCUUGGCUCCCACCCUGGCCCUUGCCAAGGUUCCCAAAGUGUCUGUUAAGUUGGAAAGGAAAAGAGCUGGGAGAAAGGGGCUGGGUCGAGAGUCGGGCAGGGCCCCCAAGGGGACAGUGCAGAAGUGACUGGCCCCUCCUGCCGCAGUCACCCCAGGCGUCUUCACAAACUUGGUAUCUGAAGCGUCUGCACAGAUUGCAGCAGAGGAGGCAUCUCCUUGGCUCCCCUCCAUCUUUUAAAAUGUGGCAAGUUGCACAAAGCUCGGAGGCCUCGCAGAAAAGCACAGCUCUUACAAGGUAUUAGGUCACCCUCAAGUGACCGAAAAGCUAUUGACUUUUGUACGCUAGACUUUUAAUCUGCCACUUGUGCAAACUGUGGUCUUAGUUCUGCUAGCUUUUCUGUUGUUUCCCUUAGAUUCUCUAGUUAGACAAUCAUCUGCCAGUAAUGAUCAGUUUGGGUUUUUCGUCUUUCUUAUGUUCCCCAAAUGACACAGGUUUGGUGAUGCUGUUUAGCUUUAGUGGAAGUCCCCAGCCCAGGGAUGUGGAUUCCUUAGGCAUCAGUGUUCCACCCCACUGAGCUUUCUUGCAGGGUAUUUUCAGGGGAAGUAGUGUCUGAUGGACACCUCCCAGUGUGGGGCCCACUCCUCGCAGACAGCAUCCAUGCCUUAAGAAGCAGAGCUACCUAUGUGCCUGCCCAGGCCGAUUCUGCCUCAAUCUCCAGCCCUGGAUGCAGUCCCAAGAGUGGGCCCCAGAGAGUUUGGGGUGUCCAGUUCCCUCUGUGAAGGGAUCAUCACAGCUACUCCGAGGGCAGUUACUUUACUGUGUGGGCAGAAGAGCUGGAAUUUGCCUCUUUGCAGUGAGGGUCGUACUCACUAUGGUUUGACAGUGUAUCUUCCUCUCCUCUCCUUCCCCGAGUGAGGAAAAAGAGGACCCACCCCUACCCGACAUUUCCGGUUCCCUCUCCCCUAGGACUGAAAGUAUUAAGUCAGUUUCUCCGUGCCUCACCUCCCUACCGACCAGAUGGGGCCAUCGGUACUCUUCUUUCUCCCGGUACCUCAAGGCCUCCCGGAUCCAAAGCACCGCCUCGGUAUUAUUUGUUGGUCUUCUUUGUGCCUUUCUUGACCUGGAGUCGGGAGGCAGGAGGACUGCUGUUGGCCUAGCUUGUUUCCAGGAGUAUGGAUUCCUGGCAGUGUGUAAUGGACAGGUGGUCAUUUAGCCUCUGGGGGAAAAUACAUGCAAGACCAGGACACUUUCUGGUCCAAAAAGUCCCGUUCAGUUGUCUUCCGGCAACUUUCACCCUUCAAGUGCUUCUCUUCCGCGAAGCUGAAAUCAGCCCCCAGGCAUGUCCACCCAAGGACUCUACCUUCAUCAAGGAAGGUGGGGAGUAAAAUAUUACUUUUUACAUGAACAGGAUCAAGAAAUAAAAGUUGCCAAAAAAGAAGAAGAAUCAGGGUAGAGAAGUAUUGUAUUAGACAUAGUUCAUGUAUAUUCUGUUUGGCAGAAUUGUCCCUAAAGUGUCUGGUGUCUCACUCACACGCACACACAUGCCCACAUUCUGUUAGCGACUCCCCCCCACCCCCACCCCCACCCCAAUGAAAUGCCAACAGGUACAGGAGUAUUGUGUAGAAGGAAGCAGUGCUUAACUGUUACACAUCAGAUGCUGUGAAACCAGGAAAGGAGCUGUGCCAAGGCUUAUUUCUUGAAUAGAUGAAGUUUUCCUCACAUUUUCAUGUCGGUAACCAGGUUGUCUGAGCUAUAAUAAUCAACAUUGUCGGUGAGUCAAGGGUAUUUAACUAAAAUGUUAGUGUGAUACUGGUUCUUAACUGGUGGUUCCUGAUUUGACAGAGGAGCCUCUGAGACCUUACUAGAAAGUUCCACCUAAAACCACUUCCUUCUAGGGUAUAUGCAUUUGUUUGAGAAGGAUACAAUCUGUUUGUUUGUUUGUUUUUUUGACAAGGCGCUGAAAGGU
Molecule: messenger RNA, 4362 nt
Organism: Bubalus bubalis (water buffalo)
Lineage: Eukaryota; Metazoa; Chordata; Mammalia; Artiodactyla; Bovidae
Gene: CCDC177
Product: coiled-coil domain containing 177
Exons: 1
Coding region: 71-2167 (698 amino acids)
Source: RefSeq, a predicted model, not a curated record